UUGUUGUCUUUUUAAGGUGGGUCAAGCUGCGUACUCUGCAUCUAAAGGUGGGAUUGUGGGUAUGACACUUCCUAUUGCUCGAGACCUUGCACCAAUGGGGAUCCGUGUGGUCACCAUUGCCCCAGGUCUGUUCUCCACCCCACUUCUAGCAGGAUUACCUGAGAAAGUGCAAAGCUUCCUGGCCAGACAGGUGCCCUUCCCGUCACGUCUGGGAGAUCCAGCUGAGUUUGCACACCUUGUGACUGCAAUAGCAGAAAACCCCAUGAUCAAUGGCGAGGUGAUUCGCUUGGACGGAGCCAUCCGCAUGCAACCCUGAAAGAAAAAAGAAAACAGAGCGGAGAAACUCCAGUUGAAAUAUCCAAAACUGGUCUGUGACUGAAGAACUAACUAAGCAUUUUCAGCAUAAAGUUAAGAUAC
Sinocyclocheilus grahami is the source of this 417-nucleotide messenger RNA. Its product is annotated as 3-hydroxyacyl-CoA dehydrogenase type-2-like. Gene Ontology annotation, biological process: estrogen metabolic process; androgen metabolic process; fatty acid metabolic process. The transcript is spliced from 2 exons. Lineage: Eukaryota; Metazoa; Chordata; Actinopteri; Cypriniformes; Cyprinidae. Gene Ontology annotation, molecular function: estradiol 17-beta-dehydrogenase [NAD(P)+] activity. Gene Ontology annotation, cellular component: mitochondrion. The record is from RefSeq and is a predicted model, not a curated record. Bases 62 to 316 code for a protein of 84 amino acids.